Diorhabda carinulata is the source of this 588-nucleotide messenger RNA. RefSeq lists its product as uncharacterized. Lineage: Eukaryota; Metazoa; Arthropoda; Insecta; Coleoptera; Chrysomelidae. The record is from RefSeq and is a predicted model, not a curated record. Bases 46 to 486 code for a protein of 146 amino acids. The transcript is spliced from 4 exons.
UUUGUAUAACUUUUAACAAUUAAUUUAGUAAUAAUUGUUGGCAAUAUGGAGAAAAAUAAACGAAUCAAAUUAUUUUGGUUCGUAGUGAUGUUUUUUAAUUUUAUUUUCGGAGUAACCGGUGUAAUAAUAUGUAGUUUCAAAAUUAAACACUCUGAUGACGAAGAAGUUCAAAUCGGAUUCUUCAAACUAUCAAUGCUAUUUGCAGCAUGCAAUCUAAUACUUAGUGUUUUACUUUUAAUUGCAGUUCUAAAGAAGGACCAAAAAUAUGCAUUCCUCUAUGCUUUAUUGAUAUUCAUAAGUCUUUUUGCGGCUACAAUGCAUAUAGAAAGUCACACAAGCCAUAAUUACACAUAUUUGAUUAUAUUUGUCGUUUUUGCAUUCAUAUGUUUCAUAUGGUUUACAACUUACGCUGCAUAUCAAUUUUGGUUAAAAGAAACCGUUAUUGAAAGUAGUUCCCAAUGUUCCACUCCAAUUGAUGAAGUUUAAAGAAAUAUCACUGUACAGGAGAUUCCUGAUUACGUUAUUUUUUAGUUCAUUUGUAACGGCAAAUAAAACACUAAACUUUCUUCUUAUUCACCUUUACUACAU